AAGUCCCACUUUCCGAUCCACGGAACAACCCAAUUCUUCUCCCUCUCCCCCUCUCUCCAGGGCAGUGUCCGUCCAACACGCUCUGGUCAGACCACCGUGUGUCUACAUUUCUCUGCCUUCUGAAAACGAGCGUCCAACACGUCCCAAGAAGAAGACCAGUCAUUCCCUUUCUCUCUCUAAACCCUCUCUCUAAACAUAAUAUUCCUUGCAUGUAUAAAAACAAUGCACCAACUAGAGGGUUUUUUCUACAUACGAUGCGGAAUUGCUUUCAUUUGAAUCAGGAAGUUACAGAUUUUGUGGGAAUUUGGAAUCAUUAGUUUUGUAGAGCUUCGAUAUGAUCGCCUGCCAGCAUCGGAGCGCCAGAGAAAUCAUUUCCGACGCCGGUGCCGGUGCCGCUGCAGGUGCUAUAGCUGCUACUUUUGUGUGCCCAUUGGAUGUGAUCAAGACUAGACUACAAGUCCACGGCCUGCCUGAAGUGCCCCAAUCAGGUCGCAGAGGUAGUAUCAUUGUUACAAGCCUACAAAACAUAGUACGAACCGAGGGUUUGAAGGGACUGUACCGUGGCCUUUCGCCUACAUUGGCAGCAUUACUUCCAAACUGGGCAGUGUACUUCACAGUUUAUGGACAUCUUAAAAGCGUGCUGCAUUCACAUGUGGAUAGCAGUGGUCAACUUACAUUUGGUGCAAAUAUGAUAGCUGCUGCUGGUGCUGGGGCAGCCACAUCAAUUGCAACAAAUCCAUUGUGGGUUGUUAAAACCCGUCUCCAAACACAGGGAAUGAGGCCAGGUGUGGUUCCUUACAAAGGCAUAUUUUCUGCUUUGAAACGGAUUGCACACGAGGAAGGAAUCCGAGGAUUGUAUAGUGGCCUUUUGCCUUCACUAGCUGGGGUUAGUCAUGUUGCUAUCCAAUUUCCAACAUAUGAAAGGAUCAAGUCUUACUUGGCUAAAAGGGAUAAUACAACUCCCAGUGAGCUAAGCCCUGGAAAACUUGCCAUUGCCUCGUCUCUUUCGAAAAUAGUUGCCUCCGUAAUGACUUAUCCGCAUGAGGUUGUGCGUUCCAGGCUUCAAGAACAAGGGCAAGUUAGGAAUGCGGAGAUCCACUAUGCAGGUGUUAUCGAUUGUAUAAAGAAGAUCUACCUAAGGGAAGGUCUUCCUGGCUUUUACCGUGGCUGUGCCACCAAUCUAUUGAGAACGACUCCUGCUGCUGUCAUUACAUUCACCAGUUACGAGAUGAUUCAUAGGUUGUUGAAUCGGGUUUUACCACCAGAUGAGAAGCAUUCAGAAACCCACCCCAAACCCGAUGGCCAUGUCAAGCCUAACAAAGUGUCAAAAGCAGGUGGAGAAGACGAUGACAAUAAUUUACCUCAAUCCCAAAACCCUUCAAAUGAAAGAACUCUAAUCCCAUUUGGAAAAACGGAUAGGCUAAGAGCUGGGCACUGAUUAGAGUAGAGUUGUCUCCUACAUAUAGAAACUAGCCCUUAAAUUGGUGCAUUUUUUGUUGUUUUAUUGCCCUUAUUGUUGUCUUACAAAGUUUUGUUUGUUAGCUUCAUGUUUUUGUUUGUAAUUUCUUCAUUUGGAUGGGGAAAAACCUUGUUAGAGCAUUUCUUUUUUAUAGGCUAAUAAAAAAUAAAUUGG
Molecule: messenger RNA, 1633 nt
Organism: Ilex paraguariensis (yerba mate)
Lineage: Eukaryota; Viridiplantae; Streptophyta; Magnoliopsida; Aquifoliales; Aquifoliaceae
Source: the annotation of a GenBank genome assembly